Harmonia axyridis is the source of this 1404-nucleotide messenger RNA. RefSeq lists its product as uncharacterized. The record is from RefSeq and is a predicted model, not a curated record. The coding region runs from base 1 to 1404 and encodes 467 amino acids. Gene Ontology annotation, molecular function: catalytic activity. Gene Ontology annotation, cellular component: nucleus. The transcript is spliced from 2 exons. Lineage: Eukaryota; Metazoa; Arthropoda; Insecta; Coleoptera; Coccinellidae. Gene Ontology annotation, biological process: chromatin remodeling.
AUGGAGACAAAGCGAGGAAAGGAAUAUGAGUAUAGGAAAACACAAAUGGAAGAAAUGAGUAAGGAAACUAGAGAAGUAAAAGAGAAAAAAGGGAGAGAUAACUGGAAGUUGGCAACCUGGAAUGUGAGAGAAACAAAGAAGAAAGGAAUAGGAGAGCAAGUGAUGAGGGGUGAUCAUUUAAUGAUUUACGGAGGAGUGAAAUAUGAACAACAUGGAGCGGCAGGCGUGGGAUGCAUAAUUGACAAGAAUUGGAGAAAAUAUGUGGAACACUGGCAGGUAUGUUCGGAGAGACUAUUGAAGGUACGUCUGAGGAGAGAAAAAUCCGAGUUGUGGAACAUAAUAGUAGCAUAUGGACCAAAUGAAGACGCAAAGGUGGAGGAUAAGAACAAAUUUUGGGAAGAAUUGAACAUGGUAACAGAGGAAUGCAGGGGAAAAAUCGUGGUGUGUGGAGAUUUUAAUAGCAGGGUUGGAAUAGGAGGAGGAAGAGAUGGGAUCGUCGGUAAAUAUGGAGAAACAAAGAAAACGAACAACGGAGAAAGACUUAUUGAGUACUGCAGGAUGAAUAAUAUGAUAGUUUCGAAUACAUUCUUUGAGCAUAAAGAUGUACAUAGGUACACAAGGCAUGGACAUAACGUUGACGAUAGAUCAAUAAUAGAUUACUUCUUAGUAGAAAGAGAUAAUAGAAGGGACAUCGCAGAUGUAAGAGUGCACAGGGGAGCGGAAAUAGGAAGUGACCAUUAUAUGCUUGUAGCAAAGAUAAUGAGUGAAGGAAAAGAGAAGGUCGAACAUAGGCAACUUAAUGAAGGAUAUGAAAAUAUAAAAAGCUAUAAACUGAGAGAAAUGAGUGUAGCAGAAGAAUACAGGAAAGAUGUAGAAGAGAAUAUGACUAGGGUGGAAAUAGGAGUUGAGGAGGGAGUGGAGGAAGUAUGGGGAAGGUUCAAGAAUAUACUAAUGGAAUCAGCAAAAAGAGUGUGUGGUAGUGUUAAAAUUGGGAGAAACAGAAGGGGCACAGCCUGGUGGAAUGACAACUUGAAGAGACAAAUUAAAAUGAAGAAAAUAUUGUGGAAGAAAUAUCUAAAGAAUAGAAAUGCAUGUAAUUAUCGGAAAUAUAAAGAACAAAGGAAGAGAGUUAAGCAAGUAACACUGGAAGAAAAGGAGAAAACAUGGAGAGAUUUUGGAGAGAGAAUGGAGAAAAAUUACACGGAAAAUAGAAAGCUUUUUUACAGAGUCAUGAAAAAUAUGAGGAAGGGGGAGAAGGUUGACAAUACAUCGAUCAAGUGUAAAAGAAACAGAUUGCUUGUGGGAGAGAAGGAAAUAAUGGAAAGAUGGAAGGAACACUUCAUUGAAUUACUGAAGGGAAAUGAAGUCAAAAAAGUAGAUACACAAAAAAAAGAUAAGCGAUGA